Molecule: messenger RNA, 3741 nt
Organism: Cataglyphis hispanica
Lineage: Eukaryota; Metazoa; Arthropoda; Insecta; Hymenoptera; Formicidae
Gene: row
Exons: 21
Coding region: 174-3593 (1139 amino acids)
Biological process (GO): regulation of transcription by RNA polymerase II
Cellular component (GO): nucleus
Molecular function (GO): DNA-binding transcription factor activity, RNA polymerase II-specific; sequence-specific DNA binding
Source: RefSeq, a predicted model, not a curated record
CGCAUGCGAAGUCGAAAAGUCAUACGCGGUGAGAUUUUGCCGCCUGGUUUUCCGGUAUGACCAACUCUUGGUGAUAUACGACAACUGGGAAUCGAUUUGAGGCUUUUUUGCUUCAAUCGAAUGCCGAACGAUUCCUUUUGGAACAGACAGUACAGCUACAAGCUACAUGCAAAAUGCCAAGACCAAGACUGUUCACACGCUCUGUUCUAACCAGACGUCCAAUCAACAUGACAUUAAAUUUAGAGUGUACAGAAGAUCCUCUCAGUGAAGCACAAUUGAUAUCAAGGACAAAACUAAAAGAAGAUUAUGAUAGAGUUGCAGCUAUCUUAGAAGAACUAGUUAAAGAUCAUGACAGUAAAUUGGUAUGUCAAGCAGGUGUUGUCAGCGGUUAUCAAUACACAUUACCUACAAACCCAACAGCAACAUCGACAGUAAUUCAGAAUAAUCCUCAGAUUUUAAAUGUUGCCCAGCAAAACAAAAAUUCAACUCCAAUCAAACUAAAUAUUAGUAAUCCAACUGGAUCUCAAGGGAACAUUCAACUAGUAGUUGAUCCACGUAUGGGAGUUAUUGUAGGACCUGUUACACAAACCCAAGGAACAACUACAACUACAUCUACAUCUACAUCUGUGGUUUCAACCGCUACGCAACCUCAACAAGAAAAUUACAAGUAUACCAGGUCUGGACGGAGAACAAAAGUUCUUCAACUACAACAACCUGAUAUUAUAGAAGAGACUACACCCACAGUUACUCGUUUGAGACCAAAGACUGGACCAGCAACGCAUGUUGUUACAUCAACUCCUACAAUCCCACAAGGUACAACAAAUCUUAGGAUAAAAACUGUUAAUAAACAACAAACAGUAAGUCAACCAACUGUCAAACCUACUGAACACACUAGUAUAGGAGGAAUAUCUGUUGGCUAUAAUACAGUCAGUGAACAAAUUGAUGAAGUCAAGAAGAAUCAGCCUGAUGGCAGAGAAUUUACGUUUAACAAAACUACCGGCGGUCGAACUUUUCCAUCUCUAGUAGUAGUAGCAAGGCCAAACUUAUAUAGUAAAGAUAUCGGAUCGCAAAUUGCACAAAAAGAAAGACAAGCAUUAGAUGCUAAAGUUAAAAGUGUGCUCAUGUUUUCUGCUACAAAAUUCGCCGAAUGGUUAAUACAACAGGGUUUAGUAAGAUCGGAACAAUAUUGUUUACAACAUAGCUCAAAUUAUCAAAAGACUAAACUCAAGUUAGGAAUGUACAGCGAUCAAGGAACAUUCCCGUAUUCCGGUGGUUAUGUUUGGAUAUCUAGUUGUUGUCCUGAUAAAUUUGUUUCUGUUUUUUCUGGUUCUCUCUUUCAAGGGGCUCCUUACACACCUACAGUUUUGUUAAAGUUAAUUUAUCAUUGGGCAUGUCAGACUAAUGUGCAAAAUGUAGUCUCCUGGGUGAAAGUGUCUAACUUAUAUUUGAAAAACUUUUAUACGAAUCUACGUAGCAUUUGUACAGCAGCAGUAUGGGACAAGAGUCGUAAAAUGGGCGGUAAAAAUUCUGUGAUACAGAUUGGUGUAAUUAGUCUGGGUACCACAUCACAAGAUGGACAUUUGCGACAGGUGAAAGUUGAGGUUCUUGGUGUUCUGGAUCCAUCUACAUUGGACAUACGAUUGCGCGCUUGCGAACCAAUGCAGAACGGAGAUAGGUCAUUCAAAAGACGGUUUAUAAAUAUCUUACAUCCAUUGAAAGAAUGGGUUCAUACAGACUCGAAAAUAAUGACUGACUUUACUGUUGACAAAAGUACCCUGCAUGAUAUGGGUUACAAUCAUGUCAUGCAAUCUGCGUUUGCAGAACAGACAUCUAGAAACUUAAUGAGUAAUUACCAUAUUAUGGAAUAUCUUAGAAAAAUUGUGCCGAGAAUGUUUCAAAAUACAUUGAGUUUGCUCAGUAGACAAAUGAUACAACAGUUCUUAGAUGAAUUAAUAUGGAGAGAGAUGUAUGGAGGUACAUCGGAACGUGCAUUUGACAAUAUUAUUCGGCACAUCGCGGAACAGACUAAACUCGAUUCUAAUGAUAAUCUGUUAGAUCGUUUAGCAAAAAUUGCUGCUAAUCCAUUUCAUAAUUGGUCUUAUUCAAGCAAUCAAUCACCAAUGGAUAUCAGUAGUAUACCAGUGAUAUCUACAAAAGAUUCAAUUCCAAUAACUGAUGUAACAUUAUCUCAGAAUAUUAAAAUCCCUGAUACAAUUUCAAUAAAACCUAAUCUGAAACGGGGAAGAAAACGAAUUCAUACUGUAACAACUUCAGAACACGAAUCGCAAAGAACUGCGAUCGAUUUCAAGAAUAAUAAAGAAAAAGAAAAAGACAAUAGAGACGAAAAGGAAUCGAAAGAUCAAAUUCAGCUCCAAGAAUUGUAUUAUGCUACAAUGGAAGGUGAUAAAAACUUGAUCUUAAAAGAACACAGAUCUCCAUUAUAUUUCAAGUGUUUCCUCUGCACAACGGUGAUGAGAUCUAAUACCGAAGUGAUGGAACAUAUGGUUAGUCAUGUACCUCCACAAGUGCCCGGUCAAUCGGAAUUGUCGGUAUGCCGCUAUUGUUGCACCGCGCUUUCAUCGCAGCAUCAAAUGCUUACGCAUGUGACAGAAACACAUAGCAAUUUUGGACAUUCUGAUGGUCUUAUGGUAAUUUGCGCUAUUUGUGAAGAGAAAUUCGGAAAAAGCAAAUCGUUAAUCGAGCAUCUGUCAUUAAUGCAUCAUCCUUCCGAGAUGCCAUAUCGUUGUGAAAGUUGCGGUUAUCGCACAUCCAGUCAUAAGGAUGUCAUAGAUCAUUAUUAUAAAGUCCACGAUAAAGGCGACGGAUUGCAAUGCCCUUAUUGUCUCAAGGUAAUACAAUUUGUGAACGAUGGUAAUCCAAGCGCGUCCAAUGUUCAUGCUUACUUGUCGCACAUGCAAAGGCACAUUGUAAGAAGGGAUCAAGGAAAAGGCAACAAGUGUUCAAAAUGUUGCCUCUGGUUCAAUCAAAAAAGUUCGUUGACGAUACAUCAGCGAGAAUUACAUGAUUAUAUUUUUAAUUCAAAAGCAAUACCAUAUUCUGCUGGUAAAAGUGGAAUAAUAGUCCCAAAAGAACGGCCAGAAGUGGUACGAUUUACUAUAGAUAGUCCACUGCCCGAGUUACCACCGGAUGAAAAAAUACAAAAAUGGAGUACUGGGCCAAUAACAGUGAACACUUCCAUUAGAUAUUUAGCAUGCCAAGAAUGUGAAGAAGAUAUUGAUGAAGAAGAUCAUUAUCCAGGCGAACAGCGAUGUCAACAGUGCCGUUAUGUCACAUGCUGUUGGCGUGCAUUCCAAGAACAUCAACAACAAAUCCAUAAUGAAAGGCCGAAGACCGGUUUGAUCGUACCAUCUCCUUUAAUUAACAUCCCGCUAGAAAAGAAACUACAGUGUCCGUGUGGUUACACGUCGACUGACGGCAAUCAAUUAGCAAGACACUUGACAAAAUGUAAAAAGGUAUUAGCACGUCCCAUUGAAGAAUCGGCACCAUCUGGUAUGCUCGACAGUUUAGGAUUAGUUCCGCGAACCUCUUCUGAGGAAACUGAAGCAUAUGAGAAAUUCAAUUCACGCAAUUAAUUGACAUAAAAACAAAAAUAUAAUUGCUAUUAAUGAGAUAAUUGCUGUAUUAAGAUGACUGAGGUAUAUAAACAGAUAUGAAACUCUUCUAUGAAAAAAAUAUGUAAAACAUGACUUUAUCUAGUUAAUAAGAAUCUGCUAUAUUAAA